AUGUCGUGGACGCAGAAAGGCGAAUACUGGGUCCGGCCCCUCGACACGUUCGAGAAAGCAUGCUAUAUUAUUGGGCAGCGUGGAAAAGACGUCGGCCACGAGCACUGGCUGGUAAUGGUUACCGCCAAAAUCGAGAAUUGCUCAAAAGAUGAGAUUAUACCUGCCUUCCAGAAAGCUUGGAAAGCACUCCGGCUCCAGUGUCCAGAUAUCGCUGUUGAUAUCGAAGGUUACGAAAAGCGGUACACCCCCAUUAGAAGUGCACAGGAUCUGGAGCUUUGGUGCAACGGCACCUUCCAUGUGGAGCCAGCAUGUUCUGCAGAUGGGUUUUUCACACAUGAGACUGGCCUGAUGGGGUCCAAAGUCCACUGCCACUGGUUCCCCGCAAGCCAGGAAAUUUCGCUUUUACUUUCCGAAAUUGAAAGCCCAAGUCUAUUUCCCCCGGUAUACGCCGGCGAGGAGUACCAGCGACUGCCAUAUUCAAUGCAAGACAUUACAAAUGCAUCAAUAUCAUCAAGUACGAAUCAGGAAGGGGCUUUAGCCGAGCAAGCUUAUCAAUGGUUUGCUCAUCCUCAGGUUGACGGCCCGGGGAUCGGCCUGGCCCCCAUCAACCCGCACGCAAACCCAGGAAAUACGAGAAUCGCGGAGGUGAUACUAUCGAAAGACUUGACCAAUGAGGUCUGCCUUUCAGCUCGUCGGCUGGGGAUUACAGUGACAACUGCCGUACAUGCAUCCAUGAUAUCUGAAACAACCCGCAUGAAUCCAAGCUCAGCUAAGACUCAUCACACAUCUGCUUGUAUCUUCGACUUGCGCAAGCACUUUUCCUCUAUCCGAAAACCCUCUGAUUUACCGUCGCUGUUCAUAGCAGCGUUGCCUUUCAAUGUUGAUGCGCACGCGCACUGGCGAGAACUCACGGAGAAAAUACAACCUUUCUAUCGAUCUUCCUGGGACCCCACUGAGACAAAUAUGAUUGCUGCUUACCAGCUAACGAUGGAGCACGUAGGAGAGAACAUCUCACAAGCCUGGGGCAGGGCUGAUGAGCCUGAGCCAGCGCUGUCAAGCAUCGGGAUUAUCGAAGGCGCCUUCCUAAACCGGUUUUACGGCCCCGUCACAAUCCAAGAUGUGUCUUAUUGCGUGUCCAAUAGCUACUCUUCUAUUGCCCACUACUGCUACACGUGGGGUGGCAAAUUGCGUUUGAGGGCCUGUUUUAACGAAGCCUUCUAUAAAGAUGAUUACGUGCAAAAUUGGCUCUUCUCCCUACGACGGAAUCUACUACAGAAUCUUGGCGUGCAAAGAAGCCUCUGCGUUGAUCAUUAA
This is a messenger RNA of Penicillium chermesinum, 1314 nucleotides long. RefSeq lists its product as uncharacterized. The record is from RefSeq and is a predicted model, not a curated record. The transcript has 2 exons. The coding region runs from base 1 to 1314 and encodes 437 amino acids. Lineage: Eukaryota; Fungi; Ascomycota; Eurotiomycetes; Eurotiales; Aspergillaceae.